ACUUAGGAAAGAGAUAAGCUAGCUUCUUGUAGGACCAUAAGUCAUACUGGUUUUAAGUAAGUUUUAGUGGUCUUGUUUUAACAAAAAUGGCAACACUCAAUAUUGUCUUGUUUGUUCUUUGUUCUUGACUUUUUUUUCCUUUUAGAUGUCAAAGUCAAUGUCAGAAUCGUGCCGUAAUUUAAAAAAUCUUUAUUUUGUUUUAUAGAUUAAUUUAAUUAGUUGGAGUAUAAUUAAUCAUACUGUUGUUGUUUAUUAUAUUGUUUACUUUAGCUAUAAUUAAAAGAAAAUGUUAAAAAAAAUUUGCCAUUAUAUAGGUUAGUGAUAUAAAGCAAAUGGAAAAGACCGACGAUAAGCCGAAUUAUAAGCCAAAUGUGCUUAAAAAUGGUAUUAUAAAAGACAACAUAACUAUACUGGACUUGAGCCACAAAAAUAUUGCAAAUUUCGACGAACAUAUGAAGUUACCGCCUUUUUUGAAAGAAUUGAAUCUUUCGCACAACAAACUUGAAAAUGUACCCGAAGCAGUCAAAAAACUUAAAAAUAUAAUUGUUCUGGAUAUAUCCUAUAAUGCAAUCAAAUAUUUCGAUGACACACCAAGUUUCUGUCAUACCAUAGAAUAUAUAAAUAUAUGUAACAAUGAUCUUCAAGGCCCACCAGCAUGGAUAUGGUUUGAUUUACCAAAAAAACUAUCUAAAUUAAACAUAAGUUCAAAUUAUGGUCUGACUAAUAGUUUUAAAUGCGGCUACUUUGAAGAAUUAAUACAAUUUAAAACAUCUAUAAAAGAUAUUAAGAUAUAUAAUUGUAAAUUAAAUAAUUUUCUAAGCCUUCUAAGAACAUUUCCAAAAGCAAAAUAUAUUAAACUAGGUGACAAUAAUAUUAGCUAUGUUGCAGCUAAUGCUAUUAACAACAUACCUUGUGAUGGUCUGAAUGAAUGCUGUGAUAUAGAAAUAUUAGACUUAAGUUACACCCAUAUAUCUGAUAUUAAAUCUAAUAUAGAUAUUUAUAAAAACUUGAUAGAGAUUAAUCUAAGUCAAAAUGAACUUAUUAGUAUUCCUGAUGAAUUCUGUAACUUGGCACACUUAGAAGUAUGCAUAUUGUCAUGCAAUCAUAUUCUAUAUUUACCUAAUAAUUUUAUCAAAUUAACGAAACUUAAAACAUUGUGCCUAGACGGCAAUGAAUUAUGCACACUCCCUAACAUACAUACUUUACCUUAUCUUAAGAAAUUAGAUUUGUAUGAUAACUAUCUAUGCCAACUGAUAGAUUUAAGUUGUAUUGAAGAAAUAGAUAUAGCAGAAAACUUUGUAGAUGAACCAAGUGAUAAAGAUUAUUUAAGUAAAAAAGAAAAAUUGAGACUUAAUAUUGUAGGAAGAUGGGAUGGCAGAAAACAGGAAAAUGUUAAACCAGAAAGUGUAUACUCAUCAUCAUCAUUAGAAGAUGAUGAUUUCUAUGUUCAUGAUGAUAAUAUUGAUAUGGAGAAAGAAAACCGCCCACCAAGCUCUGUGGAAGACUGGGAUUCUGACGAUUAUUGGGUUCCAUGCUAUGUCAAUAAUAAUAAUGUUCAACCACUGCAAUCACGUUGGCUGUAUUUCAUAAAACAAAAGAUGGAGGAAGGCAACUUUUGUCCAAUAGAUUUGCAUGCUGUACCAGUAGCUGAUCGGGUAAAUUAUGAAAAAUCUAUCAACCCUCCAAUACAAUAUGAAUCUGACGGACAGUUUGAUGACUUCUCCGGUGAUGAUAGCUGACCAAUGGUCAACUUGGAUGUAAAAUUAGUCAAUAUACGAUUUUCAGUACUGAAAAAUUCAUACAAAAAUCUUGCUCUUUAAAAACACAGAGAUAAAGGUUUUCCUAUUAGGUCUUCCUAUAAUUUAAACUUAAAGUACAAAUUAAAUUCUUGAUGUAUGUUCAUCAAUAACAUAGGUUUUUUUUUUGGAAUAGUGUGCAAUGACAAACUUAAGAAACUGUCAAAAAUACAGCAUACAAAAUGCAUGACAUGACAUAAUAAAAAAACUUUAAUAGAUGUUAAAUAAUUUUCAAUUAAUAUU
Messenger RNA from Papilio xuthus (Asian swallowtail), 2039 nucleotides. Its product is annotated as leucine-rich repeat protein SHOC-2. The coding region runs from base 333 to 1739 and encodes 468 amino acids. Gene Ontology annotation, cellular component: cytoplasm. Lineage: Eukaryota; Metazoa; Arthropoda; Insecta; Lepidoptera; Papilionidae. The record is from RefSeq and is a predicted model, not a curated record. Gene Ontology annotation, molecular function: protein binding. The transcript has 3 exons.